Trametes versicolor FP-101664 SS1 is the source of this 1743-nucleotide messenger RNA. RefSeq lists its product as uncharacterized. NCBI's taxonomy places the organism in Eukaryota, Fungi, Basidiomycota, Agaricomycetes, Polyporales, Polyporaceae. Gene Ontology annotation, molecular function: protein binding. The transcript has 2 exons. The record is from RefSeq and is a predicted model, not a curated record. Bases 1 to 1743 code for a protein of 580 amino acids.
AUGGCUUCUGAAUCAAGAGGAGAUACAAGUGGGACUUUACUUCCUCAACGAGGCGCUCUUCUCGAGGAGCAGGCCGAUAUUCAGCAAGAACACCAAGUUCUGAAAGUACGGGAUCGUCUCCUCGAGUCGAAGUCAGCGCCGAUCAAUACACUGCCCGUGGAAAUCUUGGCCGAGAUACUCCUUUUCGUCCAAGCAUACGUAUUCGACUAUCCGCCUGAGAAGUAUGGGACGGCAUGUCACUGGAUCAACGUCUCGUGGGUCUGUGCUCACUGGCGAACCGUUGUGGUCUCCAACUCCUCGUUUUGGCGCACAAUCGCAGUGCGGCGCGGUCCGCAACUCCUUUCUCUCGCAUUGGAGCGCACGAUCCGGGGCCUUCCCUUCGCCAUCCUAUUCGAAAACGCAUCGUUUCCCUGGUCAUCCCUCCGGUCCAUACUCCAGGAUCGAGCCAAUGACGUUCGCACUGUUCGCUUCGAGCGAGUGGACCAGAAGUUCCGAAAGUCUUUCCCGAGCAUUUUCAGAGAUUGCCCGAUGCCUGCACUGGAGGAACUGGCUGUCUUCAGUUGCGACUCGCUCACAUGUGCGGCGUUGCCGCUCAAUCAAGAUGACUUCCCUGCCCUCCGCUCACUGUCCUUGUAUCUCCUGGACUGCCUCGCCAACAAUACCCUCCUCUCUCGCCUCCGCCAUUUGAAGAUGCACGAUAGCGGAUGGGAGGUCGAGUUCGGCGUUUUCUUGGACAUGCUGGAGGCGUGUACGCAGCUCGAAGAGCUGGACCUAGAGUUCGCACUGCCGCAAGUGGAAGACUUCCCUGCCGACGAGAUCCUUCGGGUUGCCGAUGGAUCCCGUAGGCCAACGGUCUCGCUACCUCGGGUGCGUACUGUGCGGCUUGAUCGACACCCCCCUGAAUGGACCGUCACUGUCCUACCCUAUCUUUGCUUCCCGAACGCAACCGAUAUAACGGUCAUCAGCGACGUGAGGUCGCCUAUGCGGUGCAGGGACGAUCCCGUGAACAUCGCCAGCAUGUUUCCCAAGGACCCUGCCGACACCUUCCCGGUCUUCAAAACGGUCACUUCAGUGGUUGUCGACGUCUACAACAACCUCUACGAGAUGCGCAUGCAGGGUCCUCAUGGUGCGACUGUACUGCUUUCGGCGGAUGACGGCGCGGCGCUCUGGCUGGAGGCCGAUGCUGCGUGCGCCGUCUUAGCGGUGCCUAGCAUCUGCCGCGGGGCGCCGAUCACCUCUCUGCGCUUCACGGGGGCGUUCACUAUCCUUCCUAAGCCGCUCCCCGGGCCCUCGAUAGCGUCGAUAGAUCCUGACGCACAGCGCUGGAUAACGCUCUUCACGACGUUCGGCUCUCUCGACACGCUGCAUCUCACUACGGGCGGGCUGUGCAGGGCGAUGUGGGAAGGGCUUUGGGCGGUAACUAACACCUCUGGCGAUCAGUGCUGCCCUUCCUUACGCUCGAUAAUCCUAGACCAGGAGAUCGUGAAUGGCUGGGAGUGCUAUUCAGACGAUGCCCUAGAAGACGACUUCGCUUCGAUGUGGAAGGCCCUCAUCCUCCGCGAACAGUUAGGCUUGCACCUCCACGCACUCACGCUGAAAGUGGGCGAGUACAAUGAUACCAUUGGGCUGGCCGACCAAAGAGACAUUUACUUCGAAAAGCUCAAGAGUUUGAUUACCAAUUUGGUGUUCCCAGAGCAUACUAUUCGAGUUCACGAAUACGACUCGGGCAAGACCGAAGACUAA